AUGAAAGAUCCAAUCUGUUUAGCUGGCGAUUAAUAUGAAAAUGUUUCAUUGACUAAUAUUGACAACGUUGUUCAAGAAUUAGAGAAAAGAAAGUAAUUGAUGUAAGAUAAAUAAUUUGUUUUGCCAACUACUUAAUGCUUCUGUUUCCCAUAAUAAGGAAAGAAAGUCAUUCCACAAAGAUAAGAAGGUUUCCUUGAAAUUUAUGAUGAUGAUGAAGAACCUUAAUAAUAAGAUGCAGUUGAAAUAUGA
This is a messenger RNA of Paramecium tetraurelia, 249 nucleotides long. RefSeq lists its product as uncharacterized. NCBI's taxonomy places the organism in Eukaryota, Ciliophora, Oligohymenophorea, Peniculida, Parameciidae. The record is from RefSeq and is a predicted model, not a curated record. The transcript has 2 exons.